AUGGCAGGCUCCACGACCUUUCUCCUAAUCUGCGUCGUCGGACUCGUGUUUCUGGCAUCUCCCGUGGCGGCUUUUGGAGCGGGGAACAUUGCCUCCAUCUCACAGAUUGAGGGCCACAACUGGCGACAUGGUGAUAUCGAGGAUCUCCUCACCACUGUCGCCUUCCUGCGUGGCCACAAAUGGACCAGUAUGAUGGUCAAAAGAGCGUAUUUUGGAAACUGGCUUCGUGACUAUUCCCAAGCAGUUGACGUCGGCACUCUCAAAGGCGUUCCUGCUGACACCAUCCGAGUCCUGGUCUGGAUUCUCGCCUUCAUGUCAUUCGGCUACGCCACCGAGGAGUUUGAAGUUACGGCAGAUCGACUGGGCGUGUACAGACCAGAGGAGCACAUCGACAAUCCAAAGGACUACGCGGACAAUGUCGAUGCGCGUCAGUUUGACAAGAGACUUCGAGGGCCCGUUGCGCCGAUGGAGCUGGCCAUUGAUCCCGAAACAGGCAUGAAGAACUACAUUGCCAACGAUAACCUCGGAAUCGCCACCUCACUGGGRUACGUCAAGUGGUCUUUUGCUCGAAGUAUUCAUUUCGGGAGACUGUACACGCAUGGUGCCAACAAGGGUCGUGAGGAGGAUCUCUGUGAGGCUCUACGAUGCCUUGGACAGGGUCUGCACUGCAUGGAAGAUUUUGGUGCCCACACCAACUACACCGRGCUUGCUCUCCGGGAGAUGGGACUACAAGGCGUCUUCCCUCAUGUCGGAACACAAACGAUGAUCAACCUUCGAGGCAAGCAAGUCUACCCACUCGUGACGGGAACUUUCGGCGGAGUUGACUUUCUCCAUUCCGUCCUUGGUGAGGCGACUGAUCACGUUACGCAAGCAGAGGUCAACGAGACGGAGGUGGAUCAGCUGAAUGCUGCGUUGGGACAGGCUUCUGCCAACACACAGAGGAGUGCCAAUGGUGAUCCAGCUUCCGCGGCAUCCCCUUUGACGGAUCUUCUCGCAAAAAUCCCCGGAACCGGUUCUCUGAUUCAAGAGGCUGUGGAUCUCCAACGGGCCUCAGAUGCGCAAGCUGCCGAUAAUGAGCGCGGCAAUCCAGGGUAUGAUAACUACAGCAGCUCUCGUGCUGCACCGGGACAGUCCCAAGGCCAAACCAGCUUCGCCGCACCACCCAAGAUUGACGCUGCAGCAGCGAUGGCCAAGAUCUACCCAAUCCUUUCCUUCAGAGAUAAGGUUGUCCGAAGCAUCUCGGCAACCAUUUCCAAGAUUCCUGGACUGGAAAAGAUGAUCGAUACCAUCACCGAAAAGGUCACCCUUUUCGUCAUGGGUCUCCUCGCUCCGUUCAUCAAGCCAAUCAUUGCAUCUGCCUCCAACGCUCUGAAGCAGGGUUCCGGAAGUGUCAUCGAUUCCUCCGCGCAACAGCAAUAUCUCGUCUGGACUGACCCCACAUCUUCCGAUCCAACACACAGCAUGCUCAGCAAAGAUCACUUCUCCAACAUCCUCAACGGACCUGCCGGAGAAUUGGCCGCAGAGAUUCUCCAGUAUGUCGCACCUCGAGUAAUUUACGCCUGGGACAACCCUGGUGUGCCCGAGCAAGAAGUCCUCGCCGACAUAAGCCGAGUCUUCCACCACCCGGCGAUCCGCGAUCCGAACGUCGAGAUCCAUCAAAAGAUGUUCUCUAUCGUCGAGAAGUGGGUGCACAAGCGCUCAGAUCGCGGUCACGGCUUGAACGACAUCCUCAGCUCCGAGAGCGUCCGAGCUGGCAAGAACCACCAAGUCGCAAACAUACAUUCGAGCAUGCAAGGUGUACAAAACAUUGCCCAACAACACGGCUUCAAUGUCGGUGGGACGGGAAGCCACAGCGCUACCAAAGGUGGAGUCUUCGAUAUGUUGGCGCAGCGAAGAGAGUUGGGUGAAGUUUCUGCCGAAGGGGCGUAUGGUCAACAACCACAUGCUCCUGCGCAGUACGAUCAGGGCAAUGCGACGUAUCCGACGGCUUAUCAGCAGGGUUAUGAGACUCCGUGGCAGCCUCAACAACAGCAGCAGCAGCAGCAGGGGGGAUAUGGAGGGUAUGAACAGCCACAGCAGCAAGGUGGAUAUGAGCAGCAACAACAGCAGCAGCAGCCGCAAGGUGGUUAUGGGGGUUAUGAUCAGCAGCAACAGCAUGGCUAUGGUCAGGGCGGYUAUGGGAGUCAGUAUUAG
This is a messenger RNA of Ramularia collo-cygni, 2193 nucleotides long. RefSeq names its product related to heterokaryon incompatibility Het-C protein. The record is from RefSeq and is a predicted model, not a curated record. The transcript is spliced from 2 exons. Bases 1 to 2193 code for a protein of 730 amino acids. NCBI's taxonomy places the organism in Eukaryota, Fungi, Ascomycota, Dothideomycetes, Mycosphaerellales, Mycosphaerellaceae.